Messenger RNA from Menidia menidia (Atlantic silverside), 4642 nucleotides. NCBI's taxonomy places the organism in Eukaryota, Metazoa, Chordata, Actinopteri, Atheriniformes, Atherinopsidae. The record is from the annotation of a GenBank genome assembly.
AUGGAGGCUGUUAUUGAGAAGGAAUGCAGCGCGCUUGGAGGACUCUUUCAAACAGUUAUCGGAGACAUGAAGAGCAGCUGCCCUAUUUGGGAGGACUUUAUCACCAAGGCAGGAAAACUGCAGUCCCAGCUCAGGAUGACAGUGGCUGCUGUUGCUGCCUUCCUGGAUGCUUUCCAGAAGGUGGCUGACUUGGCGACCAACUCAAGAGGGGGCACUCGAGACAUUGGAUCUGCUCUGACCAGGAUGUGCAUGAGACAUCGCAGCAUAGAGGCCAAACUCAAGCAGUUCUCAAUGUGCUUCCUGGAGGGUCUGAUCAAUCCCCUACAGGAGCAGAUGGAAGAGUGGAAAAGAGGUGUCAACACUUUGGACAAAGACCAUGCAAAAGAGUACAAAAGAGCUCGACAGGAGAUAAAGAAGAAAUCCUCAGACACACUGAAACUUCAGAAAAAGGCAAAGAAAGGUAAAAAACAAUGCCGAGGUGACAUCCAGCCCCAGUUGGACAGUGCAAUGCAGGAUGUGAGUGACAAAUACCUUCUCCUCGAAGAGACAGAAAAACAGGCCUUGAGGAGGGCUCUCAUCGAGGAGAGGCAGAGGUUUUGCUCCUUUGUAGCUAUGCUGCGGCCAGUUGUGGAUGAGGAGAUAUCCAUGUUGGGAGAGGUUAUCCAUCUUCAGACUAUUUCUGAGGACCUCAAGGCACUAACAUCUGACCCACACAAGCUUCCUCCGGCCAGUGAACAGGUCCUCUUGGACCUGAAAGGCUCGGACUACGGCUGGUCAUACCAAACGCCACCUUCAUCCCCCAGUACCACCAUGUCCAGAAAGUCCAGCAUGUGCAGUAGUCUGAACAGUGUUAACAGUAGUGACUCCAGGGGAUCCAGUGGCUCUCACUCUCAUUCUCCUUCCUCCUCUUCUUCCUCCUCUUCCUCACACCACCUAUUCCACCACCAACUCCCCCGCCAUCGAUACCGCAGCUCCACGUUACCCCAGCAGGCCCCAGCUCGGCUCUCUAGCAUCUCUUCCCACGACUCGGGCUUCAUUUCUUCAUCACAAGAACAACGCACAUCGUCCAAAUCACCCUCACCAAUGGCUUCUGAAGCAAAGCACUCUCUGUCCCAGCCUUGUCCCAGUUUCAGCUCCUCUGAGAUGUUAGAGACUGGGCAGCUUCACAAUGACUGCAGCUCCCCCUCUCCUCUCGCUGCUGCUACUACACCUCAGCACGAUACUGACAAGCAGCUGUCCAAUGGUUUCGACCAUUACAGCCCAGCCAGUUCCCCCUACCUACAUAGCAAUGGGGGUAGUUUGAGCUCGGUGUCCAGCACUGCCUUCCCCUGCUUCCCUCUCUCCUCAUCCUCCACCUCCACCUCGUGCCCUACUCGUUCAUGGUCGCGUCCCGCUUCAGCCUUGCUGCCAGACUACCCCCACUGCUGCACGCUGGGUUCCCCCAUGGUGCCUUCAUCACGAGUACCCAGCUGGAAGGACUGGGCAAAGCCAGGGCCUUAUGACCAGCCUAUGGUCAACACACUGAGGAAGAAGAAAGACAAGGAGACUCCAGCCGUGGUGGACAGCAGUGGGGGUGUAAACAGUGGGGCCAGUCUCCCGUCAGGCCUGGCCUCAAUGUCAGCACCAUCUGCAGCUGUGCUUCCAACACCAGUUCAACAAGAGGAGAAAAACAGGAUUGCGUCAUCACCUCUGAAGGCUGGUGAUAUUGAGGCCCACGAUGAAUUGGCUCUGGCCCUAUCCCGAGGUUUAGACCUGGACACGCAGAGGUCUAGUAGAGACUCCAUCCAGUGCUCCAGUGGCUACAGCACACAAACCAACACACCCUGCUGCUCUGAGGACACUAUACCAUCACAAGUAUCAGACUUUGAUUAUUUCUCCAUGGCUGGAGAUCAAGAAUCAGAGCAGAAGCAACAGCAGCCUGACUUUGACAAGUCCUCCACCAUCCCCAGAAACAGUGACAUCAGCCAGUCCUACAGACGCAUGUUCCAGACCAAACGGCCCGCCUCCACAGCUGGCCUCCCCAGCACACAGGCGCCCUAUCCUGGACAGGGGACCUACCAAGGAGGGCCCUAUCCCUCCACACCAAUCCACACAGCAACAUAUCAGCCUUCUCAUGCUGGGCCAUAUCCUCCGACCCCUACAGGCCACGGUCCAAACAUCGUCACCCCUGGAGUUGCCACAAUCCGACGGACCCCCUCCUCUAAGCCCUCUGCCCGCCGCUCAGGUUCUGUAGGUACAGGCCCCAUUCCUAUCCGCACUCCCAUGGUGCCAGUAAAAAUCCCUACGGUGCCUGAUGUUCCGGGAAUAGUUAAUGGGAGCAGGAGUGCAGACGAGAUGGGAAGAGCAGAGGACAGUCCAGAUUCUCCAUCAUUUGGAGGAGCAGAGGAUGCUGGUUCCUUGCCUGUGGUGUCCUGGAGUGGCCAGGCCUCCACCAACCCCCCCACCGUACCCCUUCCCCACCAGCUCACGCAGCACCUGGCAAGGAGAGAUGAGCCCGGGGAGCCAGAGGAAGGAAACAUGCUCAUGGCCAUCCGCAAGGGGGUCAAGCUGAAGAGGACCCUCACUAAUGAUCGCUCUGCACCACGCAUCGCAUGAUGACAUCAUCACUCAGCUCAGACGGGCUGAAGAUACAAGAAGCAUGUGGCCUACUUUCAUAGAUUUGGGGCACCUUCUGCAAAGUGUUUGUGAAUUAGGUCAAAAGCUUUAGGACACGUAGCUCAUAGGAGUGCAGCGUGUAAAAAGAAAAGGUUCUUUAUGCUCAUAGCUGAAGUCUGUUGUACAUAAUCUACAAUUUUUCACCCAAAAAAGACAGGAAAAUUGUACAGUUCGGGCUCAUAUCUUGAAAUUUAGUGCUACUAUUGUUCGUCCUUUAGUAGAUGAGAGGCCCCUUGUAGUAACUCGGGUUCUUGUAUUGACAAAGCUUUCGGCCAAACUAUUAUGAGCACUAAGAGAAGCCCUACCAUUGUACACCAGGCCCUCAAAUGGAGGAUUUCAGCCAAAGCACUGAAAUGUAGACAUCUUCAUUUAUGCUGUGACAUUUACAUUUGCACGUUAAACAGAAAGAAUCAAAGAGCCGCUUGGCAGCCUCUGAACUGUGUGAACUUCUUUCUUUUGGGCGUACUUCAGCACACCAUUUCCACAGAGCUACAGCAGCCGGAGUGAGACCAUCACUACGACGAGGCAUGAGGACUUUGUGUUGCUGCACUUGUUCCACCCACAUACUGUGUGAUUCGAACACUACAGUGUGAUGUGUUAAGAGGGGACAUGAACUGAAAGUCAUGCCCAGAUUAGUUUGUGUGUUUUUGUAUUCCCACAGUUCCGAUGUGUUCCCUCAGAGUGCCAAAUCAUUCAGUCUCCCACUUCACAGUAGUACAAAAUGACAUGCUUCCUACUCUGCAUUUAAUCAGUUUAAGUCUCAUCAUUUUUUUUACUCUGCAGUCCACAUGCAGAGCUCUGCAGAACUUCUCAGUGUUUUUUCUUCUUUAUAUAAGCCCCUUCUUUUGUGACAUUUAUUAGCAAUUAUAAUACUUUGGGACUCUUGGAUUGCUGGUGACGUUCCUAACAGAUGUCAACAUGCAGAUGAGGCGCCAUGCCAAAGCACGAUACUAAAUCAGUCUCUUUUUUACAACAAGUAUGCUCACGUCCUUUUAAUCAACUAGAUAAUUACAGCUGUCGCCAUUUUUUUCAUUCAUUGUAAUUGGUGACAAAUCCUGUAUAGUGUUAGUAUAAAAACUAGGGAGAUUCAUCAAAAUCCAUUGUUUAAUUUAAGGUAUAUGUCUAUAUAACCAUUAUGGUUAUGCCUCCUAAUCUGGACCGUGGUAUGAUUGAGGCUCAUCAAGCAGCAUCAUAAUUCUAUAAGCUAAAUAGGCUAGUUACUGUCACGGAGUGGUAGUCUGUGUUCGAUUUGCAUUUCAGUUUAAGCACUGUGAGACUGUGUCUACUACAACAUUUUUGAAAGUGUAAAUAUCAUUUACUGUUUUAGCUUAGUGCUCUCAUAGGUUAGGAACGCUCAUUUUUAAUUUAUUUCCAUAUCUUUUUCUUUGUUUAAAUCUCAUCCUCUCAGCCUCACUAUUUUUAUACCUCUUAUGAAAUACCAGAAUACAGUGCGUUGUUUAUUUCCCCACAGUGAGUGUCUGAUUUCACACUGCUGCAGAUGUUGCAUGUUGGUAGACAUUCAGACUGGUGCGGAGAUUACCCGUUCAAAAUAGUUUAGAUUUUUAUCUUUAGUCUUGCAUCAGUAUUAUGAGUUAGAGUUUUUAAACUUUUUUUUAUUUGCUCACACUUCAGUUUCCAAUCACAAACCCCCCCCCCCCCACAAACUAAUUCCAAUUAGUUUGGAUUUAUAACAACAUGCAAACUGUUUUGUCCAAAUAUCUUAAACCUAUGUUAUCGAUUUGUAAUUUCCAUACUUAAAUUGUGAGCAUAAAUAUAUACAUUGCAAAAUGUCAAUAUAUCCUAUAAAUAAGAAAUUUAUAGUUUGUGAAGUUGUUUUCUAGUUUAGUUUGCAGCUCAUUUUUCCCCAUAAGAGAGUUGACCUCUCUGUCAGACCGUGUAUAGUACAGGCUAUGAUGCAGUUAGCUUCAGGAAGUAAAAGUUGUUAUUUUUUGUGUCCUGACAGCUUUAGCAAUAUGAUUAAAAGAUA